AAAUUUGAAACUAACGACCCAUUUAUACUAAAACUCGAUAAAUUUCAAGAACACUCUCGUGUCUUUGUUUGUGCUACUUCGAAUCUGUCUCACAGCCAUGGACCCUCUAUCAGCUUUGCGAGAAUACACCAUUAGAGGCGAGCUCGAUAAGAUCAUUCGAUACAACGAUGAGUUCCGUUUUGGUUCGGAUUAUAGCUGCCCUUGUUCUACUCCGACCGCUUACCGAUCCAAACAAGGCAAUCUCUAUACCCUCGAUACCUUAGUUUAUUACAUCAAAAACCAUCAUGUGAAGCACACCGAGUACAUCCAGCACGCUCGCACGCAGGGCGUCCAAACUGUCACCUUCCCCGAUCGAAAGCCCCUACUUGAUUACCUUACUGGUAAAGUCUCCACUUCCGAUUCUAUCGAAUUUCUCGUCCCCCAAAACCCUAGAUUUCCCGAUUUGCCCCUUCCUUCGAUCGACGAAUACCGUCCGGACGAUGCUGUUGUUGCUGGUUCGAACGACGUCGUUGAGCCUGGCCUUGUUGAUGAUAGACCUAGGGUUUUUGGGGAGCCCGAGAGGGUCGACUAUAUGGCGUUGAUUAGAUCGAGCGAGCGACCACUAAAGGACCGUGAAGCUUUGUUGGAGAGCAAAGGUAGGAAUUUUCAUAGUGUUCUGUUGGCUUCGACGCGGCGCGAGGAGGAACGACAGCGUAUCGAGUCGCAGCAGAGGAAAGAUGGGUUGGUGGCUAAGAGUCGGCUUAUGACCGCCGACGACAGAGGUAUGGGUGGCUACGGUGAUGAAAUGGGUUACGACCCUAACCCGAAACCGAAGAUGCAUAUGAAGGGAGGCAAAAUUGGGGAAGGGGUUCCAAUAAUUUUAGUGCCGAGUGCGUUUCAGACUCUGAUUACGAUGUACAAUGUGAAGGAGUUUUUGGAAGAUGGGGUUUAUAUACCAACUGAUGUAAAGGCGAAGCAGAUGAAGGGACUGAAACCAGAUUGUGUAACAGUACAGAAGAAGUUCAGUAGGGAUAGGGACAGGGUGGUGACUGCCUAUGAGGUUAGGGACAAGCCCUCUGCUUUGAAGGCUGAGGAUUGGGAUCGAGUUGUGGCAGUUUUUGUUUUGGGAAAGGAUUGGCAAUUCAAAGACUGGCCUUACAAGGACCAUGUUGAAAUUUUCAAUAAAAUUAAGGGAUUUUUUAUGCGCUUUGAAGAUGACAGUUUGGAAUCGGCCAAGACUGUGAAGCAGUGGAAUGUGAAGAUUAUCUCAAUUAGUAAGAACAAACGGCAUCAAGAUAGAGCUGCAGCAUUAGAGGUGUGGGAUAGACUCGAAGAGUUUGUGCGAUCACGUUCUCAUUCUUGAUGUGCACCAAGUUUAGGGCAAUGAAAUCAGUUGUGCCAUGGUUGAUGAGAUUGUAUCCACCGUACAUGAUACUGGGACAAGGGCCAUAGUAGAGUGGCUUAGCCAAGGGUUGAGUGACAGGACAUAUUUUUUUCUUUCUUAGAACGAAAAACGCUUUUCUUUGUUUGGAAAAAAAAAAACAAGUAAUUGAUCUCAUAGAUUGUUUGGUCCGUUUUAAGCUUUGACUGCUUCAGGCAAGUUGGCACUUGAAGAAAGCCACAUACGAGUGAGUCAAGUUGCAGAGUACAUGAUCACUCGAUGGACUCUUCAAUCAACCAUUUGUUUGUUCUGAUUACCAAGUUUUCCCCAAUUGUAGCUCUCAUUGUAUCCCAGAGCAUUUUCCAAGUUUCUGGGGUGUCCUCAUAUUAUCGGAAUGAGAUACUUCAAUUCUAAACAGCCAAUGUAAGUCGCAAACCACAACACUUUUAUUAAAUAUAGAAGAGAGUAUGCAUCAACUGGUCUCUUCAGUAAAUACAAAACAAUGAUAAACCCUAAGUAGGGUUUCAAAAUAAAUAACACUGCACACCUCUCUAAAUCUAGAUCAGAACAAAUGAAGAAUACAAUCACAACAUCUAUGUAUAAGAGUUCUGGGAACUCUGAAGUACAGACUAAACUGGAAAGAAUCAGUGUGUUGCAAAGGCUGAAGUAUAUGCAGCCACAAGAAGAGCAAAGAAGAACAUUGGAGUUGAAAUCUUGAUGGAACUUCCAGAAGAUGUGCCAUUAUCAGUACUUGCUAAAAUUUUCAAGAACAUUUAUGUACCUGAAGAAGUGUUUGGAGUAUCUGAAACUGGUGUUCCUGCUGGAGAGUCUGAUGGAGAAGCAGCUGUCACACAUGAUUUGAACAGCGGCUAAGUGGAGGAGUCUGGACAUUGCAGGCACCAGGGAGUGCCAAAGCCUGAGUUUGAUUAAUAUUAAUGCCUAGUGAAGAGCCACCGCCAUUGAGGACCUGACACAAGCACUGUGGCUCAGAGCGGACUACUGUGGCGAGCUGAGAGCAGCAUCCUGAAGAUGGACUGGAGGAAUUUCCGGUGAUGUAGUUCAGGCAUGGUGACAUGCCCACCAGUGCAUUAGUACAACUCUGCUGUGCAGCCACCAUUGCCCAACACGAUGUGGCUAGUACAACAGCAAGGAUGAAGAAACUUCUUUGUGCCAUUCUUUUAAGAUUGGUUUUUUCUUGAAUAUAGAAAAAGCUCAAAGCGCCAAUAAGAGUUGUAUGUUCUGAUGGUGUUUAAUUGGUUUGUCCAGGUUGAGAAUUAGAAGAGACGUGAGUGGCUUUUGUAGGGAAAUGGGAAGAGGAAAGAGACAAAAGAAAGGAUGGGGUAUAUUGGUGACCAACUCUUCCUACUUCUGGUAAACGAGUACCUGUUUGAAACCUCAAAAUAUGUUGUGCUUGCAAGAUGAAUUUGACUUGAUAUGGAAUUGAUUUUGUGUUAUUUUGAUGGUCGGUUAUACUGGUGAACGACUCAUUCUAAACUAUAUAUGAAAUUCAAUGUUUGGAGAUUUACUUGGAAUGAAAAUGUUUUUAAGAAAAAUUUGGUAAUUUGAGCCACAAAGGUUGUUUAGUUAAAAGUCAGAAAGAAUCUUAAGAAGAUGGAUAGAGCAGAUAGAAGGGUGGUGCACUUACCCCGUCUGGAAUAUUGCAUGGCUCCUUGUGACUGUGACAUCUGUCCCUGCUUGAUUGCUUCAGAUGCAAAUCUAAAAGUUGACUUCUCAGCUUUCAUAGACACCUGUAAAAGAUCAUUCCACCUAUGCUUGGCUCCAUCCAUCGGGCUAGACUGAGACCUUAACGGGCGGUUCGCCCCGUUUUAGCCGGGCUGUAGUGGAAAUAGGAUUGGAGAGUUUUGUCAAUAUCAAAUAGGAUAAAAUGGGUUUUUGGUGUUGUGUUCUUCUGUAACAGUUAUCGUUAACUGUUAUUGAACUUAUCUUUUAUAUAAAUAAAACUGAAAACAUUUAA
This is a messenger RNA of Cannabis sativa, 3335 nucleotides long. RefSeq names its product protein CDC73 homolog. Gene Ontology annotation, molecular function: RNA polymerase II complex binding. Gene Ontology annotation, cellular component: Cdc73/Paf1 complex. The transcript has 7 exons. The coding region runs from base 98 to 1342 and encodes 414 amino acids. Gene Ontology annotation, biological process: positive regulation of transcription elongation by RNA polymerase II; transcription elongation by RNA polymerase II. NCBI's taxonomy places the organism in Eukaryota, Viridiplantae, Streptophyta, Magnoliopsida, Rosales, Cannabaceae. The record is from RefSeq and is a predicted model, not a curated record.